AUGUUGAACCUGGUGGACAGCCGAGGCGGGACUGUCGACAGCCUGCAAAGAUUCGCCAGCUCGCCAGUCUAUCUCCCGGUGAAUUACCACCUCUCCAACACUGAGGCUUCCUUUUUCCUCAAAGAGACCAACCAAGAGAUCGUGAGAAAUGCCAGCUUGCAAUCCCGCACGGAGCCUUUCCUGGUUUACAAAACCACCCGCUUGCCUGUCUUAAAUGCUACUUACGGCCCUUUUGCUGUGGAGCAGAUUAUGCCUCCGCACCUGUGGCUGACCUCUCCUCUGUUCGGUUUCCCUGACCAGUUCACUUUUCAUUGGAAGUUACAAUCCCGCGUCCUGGACAACUCGGUGUAUUCCAAUAGGCCCAAAGUCCAGGUUUUGUUUUACGUGGCUGGCAAAGAUUGGGAAGACCACGAUCUGGCUGAGAUCUUACCUUGUGUCCAAUUGGUGGCUUCCCGGGAGGACCGAGUAGUUGUUGGCAACUGUCGGUUGAAAGGUCCUCUGGGGUUAUGUGUCGCAGAGCUGGAGUUCCCACCGGCUUGGUUCAACUCAGAGCUGUCCACUCCGUUGACCCCGUUGUCUUCAGAGUACCAAGAGAUGGAGGACUCCUGGGAAGGGAUCACCGUGGAGCUUUUCUAUUGGAUGUACGCAGAAGCGGAAGAAGAUUGUCCUUCAGGAGAUCCAGAUCUGGAGAGCUUCUUUCAUCCAGGAGGCCAAGAGGAGGCCCAAGGGCCCAUAUCCUCAAUGGAAAAAGUUGGCAGUAUUAUUCUUUUUCCGACUCCAGACAAGCUCAAGAAAUCAUCCCUGAAGCUUGACAAUAACCUUGUCCUCUGUUUGCCACGUGGCCCAGUCAAGGAAGGAGAUCUUGUCAUGUUUCACGUCUCUCUCACCAGUGGCUCGCUAGCAGAUCAGUUUACACUAAGAGUUAAGGCUGCCCCAGGUGUGAAGAUCAUCGACAUUCGCGUCAUCGAUCCACACCGGUGGCAAGUUCAACAAGAUGUUGACAAUGGACGGACGCAGACGACUGCUACCAUUGUGUGCGAGCGCAUUGAUCCACACACCGAGAACUGGAUCAACAUAACUUCUUAUGAGAUCUUUCAAAUGGAUUUUGAAAUCGACAACAGCAGUGAGUUGGCUGGAGCACAACAAAUUACCUGGCAGGUCGAGUAUCCUCGAGAUGAGGCAGCAAGUGAGCUGGUGGUCUCCGAGAUCUUUGUCAGCCAAUCCAUGUUCCUGGGAAUUGUUCCCCUCGCGAUGGAUACAGAGGUCCUCAACACAGCCAUUCUGACGGGCAAGCCAGUGUCCAUCCCUGUGAAAGUGGUUGCGGUUGAAGAAGACGGCUCCAUCAGAGACAUCUCCCACUCCACUGAAUGCAAAUCAGCUGAUGAAGAUGUCCUCAAGGUCUCAGAUGACUGCGACGCCAUCUUUGUGAACGGGAAGGAAAUGAAAAGCAAAGUAGACGCCAUUGUGAACUUCACAUACCAGCAUUUUACCACUCAGUUAGAAAUCACUGUAUGGGUCCCACGGCUCCCAUUACAAAUUGAGAUCUCUGAUACCGAACUGAGCCAAAUCAAAGGUUGGAGAAUUCCUGUCACCUCCAACAAAAGGCCCACCCGUGACAGCGAUGAGGAAGAGGAUGACGAGAAGAAGGGCAAAGGUUGCACCCUCCAGUACCAGCAUGCGAUGGUACGUGUCCUGACCCAGUUUGUGGCCGAAUCAUCUGACCCUGGAGGACAGCUGACCUACAUGCUUAGCUCUGAAUGGCAGUUUGACAUCACGGACCUGGUGGCUGACUUCAUGAAGGUGGAAGAGUCCAAAGUAGCCAAGCUACAAGGGGGGCGAGUUUUGAUCGGCCGUGAGCAAGGGAUUACGACGGUUCAGGUCCUUUCUCCUCUGUCCGAUUCCAUUCUGGCUGAGAAGACUGUGAUCGUGCUAGAAGACAGAGUGACCAUCACGGACCUCGGAGUACAACUGGUGGCGGGCCUGUCUUUGUCUCUCCAGACAAAUAAAGGGAACAAGAGAUUGAUGGUGGCCACAGCCUCCGCUUUGGAUAUUCUUCACGCCGCUAAACAGGAAGCUGUGCUCAGCACUUGGAUUUUAUUUAGUGAUGGCACCGUGACCCCUUUAGAUAUCUACGACCUGAAGGAUUUCUCCCUGGUGGUCACCUCCCUGGAUGAAAUGGUGGUGUCCGUCCAUCAAAGGCAGGAUGAUGACUGGCCGACCGUGGUGGCUGAAGGUGAGGGCCAAGGACCCUUGAUUAAAAUAGAACUGGUGAUCAGCGAGGCAUGCCAGAAGUCCAAGCGGAAGAGCAGUUUGGCUGUCGGGAAAGGGAACAUCAAAGUGAAGUUUGGCCGAAAGACCUCUGAGCACAAGAACGGCAAAGAUGCAGAGAGUGGUUUUAAAAGCAAUUUGAUAGAGACCUCCCUGGAAGGGGAGAGAGCAGGGGCGGACUGGUCCAUGAAUCGUGAUGAGUUGAACAACCCCAACGCAAGCUCUAAGUCUCCCGUCCAUCCAAUUAAUUCUCAUGGAGAGGAACACCUGCAAAAUGAUUCUCUUACCUCGACAAGCUUCCCCACCCAAGAGGCCGUCCGAAGACAAAACAACCCCAGCGAUCUCACCUUGGUUCCCAGGGGUCUAACCGACCUGGAGAUUGGGAUGUACGCCCUCCUUUGUGUCUUCUGCUUAGCCAUCCUGGUCUUCUUAAUCAACUGCGUGGCAUUUGCCUGGAAGUACCGUCACAAGCGGUUCACCAUCAGUGAGCAAGGCAACAUCCCCCAUUCCCAUGACUGGGUGUGGCUGGGCAACGAGGUCGAGCUGUUGGAGAGCCCCGUGGACAUUUCUCUCCCCUCGGACGAAUGCACCACCAUCCUGGACCGUGGAAUGCUUUUUGAAGAGAGCAACUUCCUCCUCAAUGGGAGUUCCCAGAAGAGCUUCCACAACCAGAUCCUCCGGUCUUCUGAAUACGAUUGCGACAAGGACUUCAGGAGUGAACCUAUAAACCCUCCGGGGCCCAAGCGGAAGAGGGUUAAAUUCACUUCCUACACCACCAUCCUGCCUGAAGACGGUGGCCCUUACACCAACUCCAUUCUCUUUGACAGUGAUGAGAACAUCAAAUGGGUAUGCCAAGAUAUGAACUUAGGGGAGUCCGAGGAAUUUAGAGACUAUAUGGAAAGACUUCAGGACCAUAUGUAA
Messenger RNA from Thamnophis elegans (Western terrestrial garter snake), 3189 nucleotides. RefSeq names its product transmembrane protein 132B-like. The transcript is spliced from 9 exons. NCBI's taxonomy places the organism in Eukaryota, Metazoa, Chordata, Lepidosauria, Squamata, Natricidae. The coding region runs from base 1 to 3189 and encodes 1062 amino acids. The record is from RefSeq and is a predicted model, not a curated record.